CUCCUACCAUCCAACGUGCAGCUUUAUCUGUGGCGGAUGCUGGAAGUUGUAGUUCAAGGCUAUGAGGCGCCUCCGCCUCAACUUUCAGAAAUCAAAGCUGGGGAAUUUAGUUAGGCCACGCCUCUCUCUGGGGAAGCGUAUUGGUGUUAGCGCUCGCUGUUACAUUGAAGGGGCGUGAUAAACCUCAAUGUGUUACUAAGGCAACGGAAGCUAGCAAUGUUGUGUUGCUCCUAAUCCAUGGGAGUGAAGCUGCUGUGCGACCGAGAAGCUAGUGAAAAAGAUGAGCAGUUUAGGAGAGGAGAAAGCUGAAUUGAGUGACUCUUCCACAGAAGAGGAGGAAGAAGGUGAAGAGAAGCCAUUAUAUCCCAUAGCUCCGUCUAAAGCAUGGGGAGGAGAUACUAAAGAUAUAUCAGCAAGUAUUGCUUUCCAAUACUUGGAUGAGUUAUCUACGUCUGGAAAGAUUUCAGGCACCAAAUCAGCUGAUCUAAAGGAUAAAUACACAUUAUUGUACCAGACAUUGAAGCGUAUACAAGAAUCUGAAGUUAGACUGUUACAAGAUGCCAAACGUUUUACAAAUCAGUUGGAGCAACAAGAUUGGGAAAAGUCUGAUCAGUUGUAUGAGGGGUAUAACACAGAGAUUUCCAGAUUGAGAGAGCAGUUGCUAAAAUAUAACAAUGACAUCAAUGAAGCAGAAGAAAGAGAAUACAGUCUUCAGUAUAAGCUGGAAUGCUUGCAAGAGGAGAAGAAACUUUUGGUGCGGGAAUAUGACAGAAUGCCAAAGGCUGGAGAUUAUGAAAAAAGAAUAAAGAUUCUUCAAGAAAACAUAAAAGACCUACAAAAAGAAAAUACCCAGAGAAGGAUGGAGAUUAAAGCACUAAAGGAAGACUUAGAAACAAAGCAAAGACAAAUGGAUAAGGAGCAGAGAGAAAUUGGCCAGAAAUUAGAGCAACAGGAAGUUGUUAAACAUGAACUUGUUCAGCUCAGCUAUGUUCCACAGCAGAUUGGUAAAGAAACUGAGAAGAUAAACCGCAGGAUCGUGGAAGCACAGAAGAGAAAGAAUAUGCUGGAGAAAGAGUGUCAGGUGUUAAAUGACAACCUCAAGCAGAUGGAGCACAAAGCCAGACUGACACUGGAAGAGAAGGAAGAAGUCAUGAAGGAGUUGGAGGGGAAGCGAACUUGGCUCGAAGCAAAGGAACAGGAAUGUAAUCAUCUAACAAAGUUACUGGAGUUAGCCAAAGAAAAUGAAGCUGUAGCACUGGGAGAAAGGGCUGCUAUGGAUCUCAGUUUGCGCCAUGCGAUGAUAGAUAAGCAGACACAGCAUGAUGCACUUACCCGUAAAACCAGAGAAAAAGAGAGAGAUCUGAGAAACACUAAGAAAAUGGAGUUACAUUUAAAGUCAGCCUGUGAUGCUAUAGCACAUACCCAGAAUUUGCAUGAAAAAAUCAAAGCAGAGGUUGACUGUUUUCCCAAAGCUGAUGCACUUAUUGAAAAGAGAAAAGAGCUACGAAAGGAAGUUGAAGUAAUAAGAAGACAGUUUGCUCAACAGCAAACUCUGACCGAGCUAGAGGCCCAUACUCUUGAGCAGUGCAUUGCAGAAGAAGAGCAACUUGUAAAGGAGCAAAGUGAACGUAGGGAAGAGCUGGUCAAUCUAACACGUUUAGUUCAAAUUAAAGCCGAGGAGAGAGAGCAGAAAUCAAGGGAUUUGAUCAAAGCGAAGCAAAGAUAUCAGCAAGUUCUGCAAGAAGUUAAAGGAAGGCAUCUGAUCAUUGGAGAACACAAAAAGAAAAAUCAGGAUGUCCAAAAAAGGCUUAAAGAAUUUGCCAAAAUGUAUGACAUCAUUCGGAAUGAGAGAAAUAAGUGUGUAAGUCUGAUUCAGACCGCUAUGCAACGAGCCUCGGAACUACGAGAAAAAAUAAAAAUUAUUGCAAAUGAAAUGGAGAUACUCAGAAACAAUGUAGUAAACAAAGACAGACAAUUACAGAAGAUUAAGUUAAAAGAGAACAACAAUCAAAUGGUAAGGGACAGUCUGCAGAAAGAUUUGAGCAGAGUUCGUGUUCAUCUUGAGGAAUUGAAAGAAAAGAGAGAACAACAGAAAAUGCAAAUUGGCAGACUCACCAAUAUGAUCAAUCAGGCCGAAGUUGAUAUGGUGCAGCUUCAAGAAAAGUACCAAGCAGCUGUUCAGAACAGAAAUGAGAGGGGUGUUCAGUUAAUUGAGAGGGAGGAAGAAAUCUGUAUUUUUUUUGAGAAAAUAAAUACUCAAGAGAUGAUUCUAAGGAAUGGAGAUUUAGAGAUGGUUUCCAUGGAUGAAAAAAUGCGUUUCCUACAAAUAGAGGUUGCAGAAAAGAAGAGGCAAGUUGAGCAAUUGCAAAAAAGCCUGCCGAAUAAGAGGAUCUUAGAAUCAGAUCUUGUGACGCUUCAAAUUCAGCUAUCCCAGUGCAAUGACAAAGUUGCUGAGUUGGAAAAACAAACUGAAGACCCAGGGAAAGAAUACAGAAUACGCCUGCUGGAAGGAAAAGAUCCAUCACUGCAAGAACUUAUGAGGAAAACAGAGGAGCUAGAGCUGCAUCUGGCACAGAAAGAAGAGCAAUUGUUGGAGAAAGAUUUACUCUAUGAACAAGUUUCACGUCUGACAGAUCAAAUACACACAAAGGCAGAAAAUGGAAAGCUGGACACACUACUGCUGUCUAAAAAGAUGAAUGAACUCCACAAGAAGAUUAAAAACACAACGAAAAAAAUGAUGUCUCAGAUUGCAGAGUUAUCCAUGCAACAAGCAAACUCUAUAAAGCUUCAGGAAGAAUUACGAAACAAGGUAAAAAUAGUGGAGACUUGUUACACCAGGAUGGAACAAGGACUUCCACCUAGUGAAGAAACAGAGAUCGAAUGGAAAAAAAUGAUACAAGACAAGCAUAGACGUCAAAAGGAGAAGGAACAAAAAGCCAGAAUGGCAGAGGAGGAAGAACAGCAUCUGUUGCCCAACGGCGCUUACACUACAGCCGAGCAACGCCCUAAUGCUUACAUUCCAGAGGAUGAAACUGCUCUUCCACUACCUCGACCUUAUGGAAUUUUAGCUCCUUUCAAGCCCAGUGAAACUGGCUCCAAUAUGAGGCACAUAAGGAAGCCAAUAGUAAAGCCUAUUGAAAUAUAAGCUAAUACAGGACUGUAUAGCACCUAGUGUGCCCUUACACAAUGAGAUUGUGUAAGGCACACUAGAAGUAUGGCACACUCAGACACUUUCUGCACCAUUGCUUUGCACCAUUUUCAGUCACAUCUCUGCUGAAGUUGAUGUAUUGUAUUAAGAGAAGCUGAUCACCCAUGACCAGUGUUUAUGGCACAUAUAGAAUUGUUUUACAUAUCAUGACUAUAUGGCUCAUUUGCCAUAAGUGCUUAAUUACUAGGGGGUGCCUUACAAAUUGGUAUACCACAGUAAUUAUAAGGGGAAUAGUUUUGUAGUGAUUCUAAACAUAUGAAUGCCCAGAAUUUCUAAGUACAUUUACAGAGAUCAAACAUGGAUUUUGUGCUGUAAACAUUAUUAUGUAAUCCACAUUUCCUCUGAUGUUAACUCCUUUAUAAAUAUUAAAAUCCCUAAAAAAUAAAUAUUUAUAAAUACAAAGAUAUCUAGCAACUAGGGGUAUCUACCAUGUAUUUCUAAUUAAGUCAAUAAGACAUUUUAGCAAAAGGACACAUUACUUUCUCAAAGAGUUUUACAUUCAUAUUCAAAGGCACAAAAUGCGUAAGGCUGUGGACACAAUAAACUAUUUUUCACUUUGA
Messenger RNA from Xenopus laevis (African clawed frog), 3768 nucleotides. It is a transcript of the gene ccdc146.L, whose product is annotated as coiled-coil domain containing 146 L homeolog. Gene Ontology annotation, cellular component: cytoskeleton. NCBI's taxonomy places the organism in Eukaryota, Metazoa, Chordata, Amphibia, Anura, Pipidae. The transcript is spliced from 19 exons. Bases 281 to 3145 code for a protein of 954 amino acids. The record is from RefSeq and is a predicted model, not a curated record.